Ilyonectria robusta is the source of this 1548-nucleotide messenger RNA. RefSeq names its product GLE1-like protein-domain-containing protein. Gene Ontology annotation, cellular component: cytoplasm; nuclear pore; nuclear pore cytoplasmic filaments. Gene Ontology annotation, molecular function: phospholipid binding; translation initiation factor binding; inositol hexakisphosphate binding. The record is from RefSeq and is a predicted model, not a curated record. Bases 1 to 1548 code for a protein of 515 amino acids. Gene Ontology annotation, biological process: poly(A)+ mRNA export from nucleus; regulation of translational termination; regulation of translational initiation. The transcript is spliced from 2 exons. NCBI's taxonomy places the organism in Eukaryota, Fungi, Ascomycota, Sordariomycetes, Hypocreales, Nectriaceae.
AUGUCACGCUCCUCACCCGCGAGGCGGAGCCAAUUACUCUCGAGCCCAGACCGAAAAGUUGCCUCAAGAUUCCUGCUCGACGACCGGAACAAUGAGGUCAGCCACCGAGAUGCCUUGGCCGCUGCACAGCUUGAGCAUGACAGGGUGCGCAAAGCCGCCAUCCGGGUCUAUGAGCUCCAUGAGCUGCAGAUUGAGCAUCAGCGAAUCGUCGACGAAGAACGAAGGGAGGAGGAGAGGUUAAAGACAGAGGCUCUCAUUGUUGCAGAGGAACAGCGGCUCCGGGAGCUGCGGGCGAAAACAAUCCCUAGGCCACCACCAGAACCACCAAGGUCACCUACGCCGCCUCCCCCUGUGAAGAGCGUGGCUCCAGCAAAGACAAAUGGCACCACUCCGACAAAGGAAUCGAAGCCACCAGCAUCAACAACGCCUCCUUCAGAGGUGAAGAAAGUGCUUGCUGCCCCUCCAUCGAGUCUCCCAAAUAAACCGCCACCGACCAAUCCUUUUCAGAAGACGAAUGGUCUCGCCGCACCACAGCCCACGGCUGCUCCUGCGGCCCCGGUCGCUGCACCAACAGCUCAGCCGGCGCGAUCACCUACUGUAGAUCAGUACAGCCAGAUUCACCAGGAACUAAAGAAGCUGCGGAAGGAGCUGCAGUCCCAAUCUAAGGUCGCUGGCUCGCCGCUCAAGGGGAAAAUGGGCACAUUCCGAAGAGAGAUUCGUGUAUCCAUUGGCCAACUCACCAGUGGAAGAGGAGCCAACGCCGUACCUGUCGCCAAAAUCACUGCUGCUUUGAGAGCGUCCUUAGAUGGCAAGAUACCGAGUCCUCUCAUUGAUGUUAGCCUCUUCGUGGUAGACAAGAGACAUCCAGUCGAAGGUGCCAUAAACAACGACGCGACUAUGCCUUCACUAUUCAUUUACUUGAUGAACAUCUGCGCCAAGGGCAUUAUAAACCAGUUCAUUAAUGAAGCCGGCGCGAACACCAAAGCUGCCGACCCUGUUGGAGUCUUUACGGCUCAGAUUUUCUCGCAAAAAGACUUCCAGUGGAGAGGGCAGUCCUUGAUCGACAUCCUGAUGGCCAAGUACCGCAUAGCAUGCCCGGUUCUCUUUGGACAUCGCGGCAACGAUAAGACGGAGCGAGGGCGCAUCGCCUUGGGCUGGAAGAAGGACGGUACCUCAUGGAUCACCGAACAGAAUCACAACGACCGAAUGACGGGUCUCGGCGCCGGGUUCGCAUCUCUCUCCCUCAGAGACUUUAGCAAGACAACGAAGACCAACCCCUACCCGCCGGUAAACUAUUGGAAGGCCCUCGCCGGCAUUGUCAACUCCCCCGCCAACGAGACGUCAAACACACAAUACGUCGUUUUGCGCGCCAUGAUAGAAGGUCAUGAACAGCGUUUUCUCAGCUUCUACGGCAACGCGGCAUUCGCUGCCCUGCGUUUGGCCUUGAUCGAGUUCCCAAAGAAGGCACCCGAGACAGCCAAUGCAGCCGGAUCCCUGCGCGCCCUGGCCGACAUCCUCAAGACCGAGGUCGGGUUGGUCUUGGUUUGA